ACCUUCUUCGCGAAGUUCCGCCUGAUGUCUGAAAUCAUGGCGGCUGCUCUCCUCGCGAAACUAUACCCUUGUUGUGUAGUACGCUUCUCUGACCGAGAGUACAUGCGUUGAGAAGUGACAGUUUGAAAAACUGGAUAUCAAGAAAUAAUGAACCACUCUAGUGACUCUGGUGAAGAUGUUGGAGAAGAUCAAGAAGAUUCUUCCUUUGGAUUGGUAGCAAACGUAGAAGAUGCCUUGACUUCGUUCAGGGAGCAGUGGCAACGUGAAUUAGAAAUAUCUCCUAAAAAAGAUCUUGCCAAGAAUUAUGCUUCGAAAGCUCCAAGUGGAAUACCAUUGGAUGAUGAUGCAACUUCUACAGAAAACAAGUUUCUGAAAUUUCAGGCAAGAAAGUUAUUUUUAGAAGGUAUUGAGCAUGAGCAAAAUGGAAAAUUAUAUGAAGCUAUUCAGUUCUACAAACGUGCUGUGCAGUUGGUACCAGAUAUUGAGUUUCGCUUAUAUGAGUCAUCUAAGGUGAAACCUCGAGAGAAAUUUGAAUCUGAUGAAAGAUUGGAAACACAAGAUGGACAUAGCCGUCAAAAUGAAGCCAAUGACAACAAUGAGAAUGAUGAGGAGGAUGAUUCAGAACUUUGUGUUAAACUGUCAAGAAUCAUCUAUCGAAACCAAUGUGUUUGCUUUCCUCGAUUUGAACAAAGUGGAACACAUAUAUCAGCUCUGCCCAUGGAAAUAGUAUUAUACAUCCUGAGAUGGGUAGUCUCUUCCGAAUUAGACUUGAGAUCGCUUGAAAUGUUUUCUGGUGUCUGCCGUGGAUUCUAUAUAUCAGCCAGAGACGCCGAAAUUUGGAGAUUGGCCUGCGUUAGAGUAUGGGGUGUCAAUUGCGGUACGCAUGAGCCAAAGUACCAAUCUUGGAGAGAGAUGUAUCUGCAAAGGCCUAGGUUGCGGUAUAACGGGUGUUAUAUUAGUAAAACGACUUAUAUCCGUCACGGAGAAAAUAGUUUUCAGGAUCAGUUCUACAGACCCUGGCAUUUGGUUGAAUAUUUUAGAUACCUUAGGUUUUUUCCCGAGGGAAGAGUGUUGAUGCUGACUUCAGCUGAGGAGAUGCAAACUUGCGUCAAUUCAUUGAAGAACCGUAUACCUCGAAAUUCUUCCGUUCUCAUCGGUCAUUAUCGGCUACACGAUGAUCGCGUAACAUUAAUAUUAAAAAAGCAGGAGACAAAGGGAAGCAAUAACGCAUACAGAAAAAAAAGACGAGAACCAAUGCAUGACAGUGGAGAGCAAACAUUUCACGUUGAAUUCAGUAUUCAAAAUCAUCAGAAGCGAGUGAACUCUCAACUGACGUGGCUGAGGUACAAUAUAUUUACCAAGUACAGAAACGGACAGGAGGGAAACAUGUACCUGAACCUUAGCGGCCGUUAUCCACCAUUCAAAUUUAGCAGGGUCAAAAGUUACACCUUGGAAAGCGAAGCUCCGCUGCAGUGAAUGUUCCCGUUACGAUAAUUCAAAUUACGUGUAAAGAAAUAAGGAGAGAGUUGUCUCCGCGAUGAUUGGUAGGGCCUUGGUAAAACCGUACAAAAAGGUACAUAUAAUGACAAAGAUCCUCUUUAGUUUAAAGACGAUGUCAAGCUGCGAUUUACUUUAGAAAUUGUGCUGCUGUAAGGUCAGUGCGGCAAUUUCAACGAAUAUUGAUUAUCACUCUUUGAGUGCCUGCAGGGUGUACUCUACUAUUCUUCUGUUCGCAUAAGUGCUAACGAAACAUGCAUGCUUACUUACAAGUUAAUAACAAUUAUAUCGCUGGAAUUUGGGGAUAAUGGUAACGAGGAAAAACCCACAGAUUUUUAUUACGUACCCUUAUUGCAGGUACAGUUCUGUUUUUACUUAGUUUUUUUUUGUCACUCGAGAAGUAAACUCCAGUCCCGUAGAACGUGUAACCUGAAACGAGGUCUGUAACAAUCCUAUUUGAAAUAGUUAUAUCUAAUGAAGUGCUUACACUAAGUAUAAAAAAUCACUUCAAAGUUUGUAAACGAGUAACCUCGACCAAGUAGGUCGUCACAUUUUGAACAAGUAGGUUCAAAAAUGUAUCUUGUACAUACAUGUGCUUCAAAUUAGAAUUUCAUUAUCGUAAAUAAAUAGGCAACCGCCAAUGGAAAAAUUAA
Cephus cinctus (wheat stem sawfly) is the source of this 2150-nucleotide messenger RNA. RefSeq names its product F-box only protein 9. The coding region runs from base 148 to 1476 and encodes 442 amino acids. NCBI's taxonomy places the organism in Eukaryota, Metazoa, Arthropoda, Insecta, Hymenoptera, Cephidae. Gene Ontology annotation, biological process: SCF-dependent proteasomal ubiquitin-dependent protein catabolic process. Gene Ontology annotation, molecular function: protein binding. Gene Ontology annotation, cellular component: SCF ubiquitin ligase complex. The transcript has 7 exons. The record is from RefSeq and is a predicted model, not a curated record.